This is a messenger RNA of Schistosoma turkestanicum, 1044 nucleotides long. The record is from the annotation of a GenBank genome assembly. NCBI's taxonomy places the organism in Eukaryota, Metazoa, Platyhelminthes, Trematoda, Strigeidida, Schistosomatidae.
CCAGUCCUCAAGGUCUUGGUGACGAGAGGGAGGCUGGUUUGACGUGGGAAUGACCUUAGAGUUUUCUGUUGAAUUAUUCUGAUCCUGAUGAGCCGUGCUGAUCCGGAUUAUGGGUCUUGUUUUAGCGCUUCAGCAUAGUUAUCCAAGCACGAAAAUUCCCCUUGAAACCUCUCAACUCCCAUCGGAAUUUGUUGAUCUACAUCACUUACCAACUGAACUUGCUCUUAAUGUUCUGUCGAGGCUCAAUGCCACUGAUUUGUACCUAGCAUCUUGUGUUUGGUAUGAUUUAGCUUACGAUGAAGUGUUAUGGAAAAGUUUGUGCAAAGCCUCAUGGCCUUCUUGCUCGGCGUACAAGAAUGGUGUACUUUAUUCUGAACUAUCAUUCCGUCGAUUGUAUCUUAAGUUGGAUGAGGCGCGUUUGACGUUUAACGCAGAUGCAUUUGAAGGUAUGGGGUACAUCUUCAGAAAUCGUCUUGUGGAUGAUAAAACUGAUGAUCUUGUAGAAUUUUUCCACAAUUCUUCCGGAUUCGAUCCUUUCCAAAAGCGUCGGUUUUUAGAAACGAGACCCCAGGUUUUACGCGGACUGAUGAACUUAAAAGACUUCCGGAACCAUUCGUUACCAUGUGCAUUAAGAGGACUUUUUACUGAACUACCAGCCCCAUCAACUGAACCUAGUGCAUCAGCUUUUAUUCAUCUGUUGGUCAGUUUGUUUUCUGAGAGAUAUACUGAAUGCAAUCCAAACCUCGGAAUCACAAGUGAUAAAUGGUCGGUAAACUGAUUGCAUACACUGUAAUAUUUAUUAUCUAAGGCUCAUAACAUUGUAUAAAAGUGGCGAAAAAACAAACAUUGUGUCAGUUGAUACGUUGAGUAUUUUAUCAUGAAUCUUUUAUUUCAAAAGAAAACUCAUCAUUGAUAUUUCCUCUAUCAUCAUUACAUUGAAAGUUAAAUAUUGUUUCUUUACAUUAUUUUUUAGAAUAUACCUAUUUUAUUUAUCAGAUUGCUGAUUUUUACAAUGUGAACUUUUUCAAAAUAUAUUUAUAAUUG